GAUAUUUUUGGCACAUAACAGACCUGCAUUUGGAUACCAUUUAUUCAACACAAGGAGAUGUUCUUCGAAGUUGUUGGCGGAUGGACCGACAAACGAGUUCAUCGGGUCGAACACCGGGUCGUUUUGGUGAUUACCUUUGCGAUAGCCCAUGGAGCCUAAUCGAGUCAGCGGCUCUUGCAAUGAAAUCAAGACAAGGUGACAACGUUGAAUUCGUCCUGUGGACGGG
This is a messenger RNA of Eupeodes corollae, 226 nucleotides long. Its product is annotated as acid sphingomyelinase-like phosphodiesterase 3b. The annotation marks the transcript as partial. The transcript is spliced from 2 exons. The record is from RefSeq and is a predicted model, not a curated record. NCBI's taxonomy places the organism in Eukaryota, Metazoa, Arthropoda, Insecta, Diptera, Syrphidae.